AUGAGGUCCAGAGGCGAGCACUCUCUUAGACAAAGGCAAGUCCUCCUGCUUCUCUUUGUUUUCAUGGGUGGGUUUCUUGCUGGGUCUGAGUCGAGACGCUAUUCUGUGGCCGAGGAAAAAGACAAGGGUUUUGUAAUAGCAAAUGUGGCAAAGGAUUUGGGGCUAAGGGUGGAGGAGCUGGCCUCAAGGGGGGCACAGGUGGUGUCCAAAGGAAGUAAGCAGUAUUUCCAGCUUAACAAGCAGACCGGUGACCUGCUGCUCGCUGAGAAACUGGACCGGGAGGAGCUGUGUGGCCCCACGGAACCCUGCGUGCUGCACUUCCAAAUACUGCUGCAUAACCCCCUGCAGUUUCUUACUAGCGAGCUCCAGGUGACAGAUGUGAACGACCACUGCCCGGUGUUCUUCGAAGAGGAAAUGCGGCUGACAAUCCUGGAAAGCACUCCGCCGGGAACAAAGUUCCAAUUGGGAAGUGCUGAGGACUUGGAUGUGGGGCUUAACAGUCUCCAAAACUACACCAUUGACCCCAAUUCCCAUUUCCACGUCCUCACGAGCAGCCGCAGGGAUGGGAGAAAGUUUCCCGAACUGGUGCUGGACAAUGCACUGGACCGGGAGCAGCAGCCUGAGAUGAACUUGCGGCUCACGGCGCUGGACGGCGGCUAUCCGGCCAGGUCCGGGACCGCGCGGAUCCGUAUUAUGGUCCUGGACGUAAACGACAACGCGCCAGCUUUUGCGCGCCCGGUCUAUGAGGUGCAGAUUCCGGAGAGCAGCCCAGUGGGUUCCGUGAUCAUCACUAUUUCAGCUUCUGAUUUAGAUGCCGGAAGCUUUGGGGCCAUCUCCUAUAGGUUUUCUGCUGCUUCUGAGGACAUUCUCAGAACUUUUCAAUUAGAUCCAGUAACCGGUGAUGUGAGACUGGUCCGCGACUUGGACUUUGAGACAGUGCACGGGUAUGAAGUGUUCGUGGAGGCCAAGGAUGGUGGAGGCCUUGUGGGAAAAUCUACAAUCCUGGUUCAGGUGGUGGACGUGAACGACAACGCACCAGAGCUGACAGUGUCCUCGCUUACCAGCCCCAUUCCCGAGAACUCUGGAGAGACUGUGGUGGCCAUCUUCAGUGUCACUGACCUGGAUUCUGGAGACAAUGGGAAGGUCGUGUGCUCCAUCCAAGAUGAUGUGCCUUUCUUCCUGAAACCGUCUGUGGAGAACUUCUACACUCUCGUGGCAAACGCAGCACUGGACAGGGAGGCCAGGGCUCAGUACACCAUCACCAUCACCGUCUCUGACCUGGGCACGCCCAGGCUGCAGAGCCAGCACAAUGUGACAGUGCACGUGUCCGACGUCAACGACAACGCGCCCACCUUCAGCCAGGCCCUGUACACCCUGUUCGUGCUGGAGAACAACAGCCCCGCGCUGCACAUCGGCAGCGUGAGCGCCAGCGACAGGGACGCGGGCACCAACGCCCAGCUCACCUACUCGCUGCUUACACAAGACCAGGCAACGCAGCAGCCACAGGGACAGGGACAGGAGCAGGUGGACGUGGGCGCGCUGGUGGCCCUGGACGCGGCGAGUGGGCAGCUGUUCGCACUGCGCGCGCUCGACUACGAGACCCUGCGCGCCUUCGAGUUCGGCGUGCGCGCGUCGGACGGCGGGUCUCCGGCGCUGAGCGGCGAGGCGCGCGUGCGCGUGGUGCUGCGCGACGCCAACGACCACGCGCCGCGCGUGCUGUACCCGCCGCGCAACGGCUCUGCGGCGGGCGCGUGCCCCGAGCUGGUGCCGCGCGGCGCCGAGGCGGGCUACGUGGUGAGCAAGGUGGUGGCGGUGGACGGCGACUCGGGCCGCAACGCGUGGCUGUCGUACGAGCUGCUGCAGGCCACGGAGCCCGGGCUGUUCGGCGUGUGGGCGCACAGCGGCGAGGUGCGCACGGCGCGGCCUGUGAGCGAGCGCGACGCGCCGCAGCAGCGGCUGCUGGUGCAGGUGCGCGACCACGGCGAGCCGCCGCUCUCGGCCAGCGUGGCGCUGCACGUGCUGCUGGUGGACGGCUUCUCGCAGCCCUACCUGCCGCGGCCCGACGCGCCGGCGGGGCAGGCGGGGCAGGCGGGGCAGGCGGGUGCGGAGGCGCUGACGGUGUCGCUGGUGGUGGCGCUGGCGGCGGUGUCUUCUCUGUUCUUGGCGUCUGUGUUGGCGCUGGUGGCCGCGCGGCUGUGUGGGCGCGGCGGGGCCGGGGCUGGGGCUGUGGCGGUGGGGUCAGGGUGUGGGGUGUCUGUGGCCGAGGGCCGCUUCUUCCCUGCCGGGGCUGGGUGUGGUGGUGUGGGUCCUCUGGUGGACGUGGGCGGGGCGGGGACGCUGUCGCAGAGCUACCAGUAUGAGGUGUGUGUGAGUGGAGGGAGUGGGACUGGUGAGUUCAAAUUCAUGAAGCCGAUUUUACCCAGUGUCUUUGUUCAGGACAGUGGGCAAAAUGAAAACCCAAAUGGUAGUAAUAGCUCUGUGUUUAACUAA
Messenger RNA from Ochotona curzoniae (black-lipped pika), 2490 nucleotides. RefSeq names its product protocadherin beta-3-like. The record is from RefSeq and is a predicted model, not a curated record. Gene Ontology annotation, molecular function: calcium ion binding. Gene Ontology annotation, cellular component: plasma membrane. Gene Ontology annotation, biological process: homophilic cell-cell adhesion. Bases 1 to 2490 code for a protein of 829 amino acids. NCBI's taxonomy places the organism in Eukaryota, Metazoa, Chordata, Mammalia, Lagomorpha, Ochotonidae. The transcript is spliced from 2 exons.